Dimorphilus gyrociliatus is the source of this 2237-nucleotide messenger RNA. The record is from the annotation of a GenBank genome assembly. NCBI's taxonomy places the organism in Eukaryota, Metazoa, Annelida, Polychaeta, Dinophilidae.
GUACUGCGCCGGAAAUCUGCCUUCACUAGUUAGGAGCGAGUCAGGUUGUGUGAAAAAAUCCGUUUUUCACUCAACUUUUCUAUUGUUUAAGAAAAUUUAAAAUAUUUUCAAAAACCCAAAAAAAAUCUACAAAACCUCCCGAAAAUCGCUUUAAAAAAAGUCGUAAUAAAAGGAAGGGAAUCGAGAAAGGUUUGUACUUGUCGCCGCCAUUUUGUCUUGGGACCGUUUUUUGCAAAAUUGAAAAAAUAAGCAAGUUUUGAAAAGAAAAUAUCAAAAUGAAUGCCGCUGCUACUCAACCUUCUUCUUAUCCUAUGGCUUCGCUAUAUGUUGGCGACCUUCAUCCGGAUGUUACAGAAGCUAUGCUAUUCGAAAAAUUUUCGACUGCCGGACCGGUCUUAUCUAUUCGCGUUUGUCGCGACAUGAUAACCAGAAAAUCACUUGGCUAUGCCUAUGUCAACUUCCAACAACCAGCAGAUGCCGAACGUGCCCUUGAUACGAUGAAUUUCGAUACCAUCAAAGGAAGACCUAUUCGUAUUAUGUGGUCGCAAAGAGACCCUUCACUUAGAAAAUCAGGAGUUGGCAACAUCUUCAUUAAGAAUCUUGACAAAAGUAUCGACAAUAAGGCCUUAUACGAUACUUUCAGUGCUUUUGGAAACAUCUUGUCUUGCAAGAUUGCAUCUGAUGAAAAUGGUUCGAAAGGUUACGGAUUUGUACAUUUCGAAACUGAAGAAGCUGCAAACGCAGCUAUUGAAAAGGUCAAUGGAAUGUUGCUGAACAAUAAGAAGGUAUUCGUUGGUCGUUUUAUGAAUCGUCGCGAAAGGAGAGAAGCUCUAGGAGAUAAAGCAAACAAAUUUACUAAUGUUUACAUCAAGAAUUUUGGAGAAGAUUUAAAUGAUACUAAAUUAAUGGAUAUUUUCAAACCAUACGGGAAAAUAGUUUCAGCUAAGGUAAUGUCUAACAUGGACGGAAAAUCAAGAGGAUUUGGAUUUGUGUGUUUUGAGCAUCCUGAAAGUGCUGGUAGAGCUGUUGAUGAAAUGAAUGGUCAAGAAUUAGGUGAUGCUGGACAAAAAGUAUAUGUUGGUAGAGCACAGAAAAAAUCUGAAAGACAAGCUGAAUUGAAAGAUAGAUUCGAAAGACAAAAGUUAGAUCGAAUAAAUAGAUAUCAAGGAGUUAACUUGUACGUUAAGAAUUUGGAUGACAACAUCGAUGAUGAACGCUUAAGAAAAGAAUUUAGUCAAUUUGGUACCAUUACUAGCGCAAAGGUUAUGAUGGAAGGUGGGCGUUCUCGUGGAUUUGGAUUUGUCUGUUUCAGUUCGCCUGAAGAAGCUACAAAGGCGGUAACCGAAAUGAAUGGUAGAAUUGUCGUUUCUAAACCGUUAUAUGUUGCUUUGGCCCAAAGAAAAGAAGAUAGAAAGGCUCAUUUAGCCUCACAAUACAUGCAAAGAAUAACUGGAAUGCGAGGAAUCCAAGGACAACAAGUAGGCAAUGUUUUCCAACCAGGAAGCGGAGGCUACUUCGUUCCAGCAAUCGCGCAGGCCCAACGACCGGGCGGUUACUUUACAACACCGCAUAUAACUGCCCCUGGUGCCAGACAUACUUCACCGAGAUGGGGAAACCCAGGAGGCCCUCUACAAGCUCAAGUCAGAGCCUCACCGAUGUACCAAAACUUGGCAAAUCCAUCUGGACAGUCAAUAAGACCCCAACAGGGAGCUCAACAAAAUCAGAACGUACGCCAAAAUUCUGCCAGACCAAUGAGCUCGACUGUUCCACAACAACAGGUUCAAAGAGCUCCAACUGCAAAUCCCACAAGACCCACACAACGCCCUCCAUUCAAGUAUGCCGCAGGAGCUUCCAUGCCAGCCGGCAUGAAUUCGAAUAUCCCAAAUCAACAGAGACCGAAUGUUCAAGCUGGAUCUGGACAAGUAGAAUCCGGUGCCGUAGUAGUACAAGGUCAAGAACCUUUGACAUCAUCUAUGUUGGCUGCAGCCCCUCCUCAAGAACAAAAACAAUUGCUGGGUGAACGUCUGUUCCCGCUAAUCCACCAGAUGCAUCCAGACAUGGCUGGUAAGAUUACUGGAAUGUUGUUGGAAAUUGACAACGCUGAAUUGCUGCAUAUGUUGGAGUCUAGAGAAUCACUAAGAUCGAAAGUUGACGAAGCAGUAGCCGUACUGCAGGCACAUAGAUCUCAGGAUGCAGGAGGAGCAGCAUCCGGAGAACCUGCCCAAACAGCUCGCUAA